AUGCGUUUCCAGCCGGCUGCUUUUUUUAACCGAUGCGUGGAGGAUAGGUCUUCUGAUACGAAGCCCGCUUUUAUUCUCGGAAGACUGUGCCGCACGGGGAAGUGUAUGCCCGAAGCAAAAUGCAAUGUACUAUCUGGAGAAAAAGUGGAAGAAGCUGAACAACCCAGUGACAUAGAAGAAGGAGGAUUAGAUCUCAGUGUGUCACUCAAACCUGUCAGUUUCUACAUCGCGGACAAAAAAGAAAUGCUUCAACAGUGUUUCUGUGUCAUAGGGGAGAAAAAACUGCAGAAGAUGCUGCCUGAUAUUUUAAAGAACUGUUCCAUGGAUGAAAUCAAAAGGCUUUGCUUGGAGCAGUUGGAGCUGUUAUCUGAAAAAAAACUGUUGAAGAUACUUGAAGGCAAGAUUGGAGCUGAUUCUGAUACUGACGAGGAGGCAGAUGAAGGAGACAAGACUGGAGGUGAAUCAGUCAGUCAACAGGACAACAGUAUAGACUCUACUUCUUCUCUCAGAGAAGACAGCAAGCUGGAAGGUCAGGAAUCAAAACAAGGCAAGGGAGAAGAUAGUGAUGUCCUCAGCAUAAACGCAGAUGCGUAUGAUAGUGACAUAGAAGGCCCAUGCAAUGAAGAAGAUGGCCCAGAUGGGCAAGAAAACACUGUCAGAAGUGGAGCCAGUCAGAUAGAUGACCUUGAGAAGGAUAUUGAGAAAAGCGUGAAUGAGAUUCUGGGGUUGGCAGAGUCCAGCCCAAAGGAGCCCAAAGCAGCAACCUUAGCCAUUCCUCCGUCAGAAGAUGUUCAGCCGUCAGCGCAGCAGCUGGAGCUUCUGGAGCUUGAGAUGAGGGCCAGAGCUAUUAAGGCUCUGAUGAAAGCUGGUGAUAUAAAAAAACAGCUCUGAGAUUGUUUAGAUUUAAUUUUCAGUAUUUGUUUUGAAGGAUGUGAUGUCUGUUCUCUUCAGUGCUAAAGUAUAUUUGGGUUGGGUAUGACAUUCCUCAUUCAAACCCUAUUGUGUAUCCUGACCCGUGGCUUAAGCCAUUGAUAGUUGAUUUCAUUGCCUUUAGUGUGCUGCUUCCAUGAUGUGCACAAACAGUGG
Molecule: messenger RNA, 1086 nt
Organism: Haliaeetus leucocephalus (bald eagle)
Lineage: Eukaryota; Metazoa; Chordata; Aves; Accipitriformes; Accipitridae
Gene: CAAP1
Product: caspase activity and apoptosis inhibitor 1
Exons: 6
Coding region: 1-891 (296 amino acids)
Source: RefSeq, a predicted model, not a curated record